AUGAUGAGUCGCGCCAGUGUCGCCGUGAUCGGUGCCGGACCAACCGGCAUCACUAUGCUCAAGCAGCUACUUCAAGACGGAUUCAACGCUACUCUAUUCGAAAGGCGAAGUCAAGUUGGCGGGCUAUGGGCUUACGACGCAAAGCACGGUUGGACGUCAGCUUUGGAAACAACGAGUGCAAAUAUCAGCAAAUACACAUGCGGAUUUACGGACUAUCCUAUACCAGACAAGUAUCCAGUCCAUCUGAGUACAUGGGACUUUCAAGAAUUCAUGCAAGGCUACGCCGAACACUUUGGACUUUUAAAACACAUCACAUUUGAUACCAGCGUUAAGGUUGUAAAUCGCAACAAGGAAGAUAACGGAUGGGAUGUCCAAGUUGAGAAUGUUGGGAGUGGACAAAUAGAUACGCACCAUUUCGACAAGGUUGCUUUUUGCCAUGGCUAUCAAACAAUGAGGAAAAUGCCAGUCUUUCCAGGACAACAGGAUUACGAGGGAGAUAUUAUGCACGCACAGCAAUAUCGAAGCUCCAAACCUUUCAAAGACAAGACGGUGGUGAUCCUCGGCUUAGCCACCACAACAGACGAAAUCGCACCCCAAGUAGUGUCUGUGGCCAAAAAGGUCUACAUCUCCCAUAGAAGCGGGCAAAUUAUCGUCAAGCGGUUUCGAAAAGGAACACCAGCCGAUCUCUUAGUCUCAUGGAGGCGCCGCGUGAUAAGUCAGUGGAUCGCAAGGAAAUUUCCAAACGCGUGGAGAUUCUUAGCAAACACAGUAGCUAAGCUACUAUCGUCCCAGAUGGCCGGCAUGAAGCUCGAUCCAGCGUGGCGCCUCAAGGAAUUCAAGGACCUCACAUUAAGUCUGCCCGGACUCAUUGAGCAUGUCCUCCCUCUUCUGAAAGAUGGAAGCGUGACGAGUUUACAUGGAAUCAAGCAAUUUAUGGGUGGAAAGUCAAUCGAGUUUGAGGAUGGAACGAUAAUCGACGACGUUGAUAGUGUUAUCUUCACUACUGGCUAUCAAGGCGAUUUUUCCCUAGCACCAUUUGUUGAUAAGACAGGUCCAAAAUCACCCAACUACGGAGGUCCUGCUAUUCAUCGUCUUUACAUGAACGUCUUCCCGCCGAAAUAUGCAGACAGUUGUGUUAUGCUCUGCUACUCAGCAUAUGGUAAAAAUAACGGGUUUUCCUUCAGCGACGUCAUGAACAUGGCUAUCUCGAACAUAUGGCGCGGAGUAAGCGAUCUUCCUACUUACAACGAGAUGGAAGAAUGGGUCGACGACCAUCACAGAUGGCUAGCGUCAAACUGGGCAAGAGAGCCAACUGUAGAUCUAAGCAUGGUCAAACAGUACGAAUUUCAGCCAUGGAUGCAUAAACAAGCUGGAACUGGGAUGGAGAAUCUAGGCUGGGGAUUGGCAGGUUGGAAGUUUUGGUGGGAGGAUCGAAAGAUGUACAAUUUGAUGAAUCAUGGUGUUGAGACAGCUCACAUGUUUCGGUAUUUUGAUACAGGUAAGAGAAGUACAUGGGAUGGAGCGAGAGAUGAGAUCAUACGACAGAACAGAAUUGUGAAGGAGGCUUUCGGAGGAAAACGUAACAAGACGAGAAGCGAGUAG
Messenger RNA from Fusarium venenatum, 1602 nucleotides. RefSeq names its product flavin-binding monooxygenase-like-domain-containing protein. NCBI's taxonomy places the organism in Eukaryota, Fungi, Ascomycota, Sordariomycetes, Hypocreales, Nectriaceae. Gene Ontology annotation, molecular function: NADP binding; flavin adenine dinucleotide binding; N,N-dimethylaniline monooxygenase activity. The record is from RefSeq and is a predicted model, not a curated record.